Vavraia culicis subsp. floridensis is the source of this 818-nucleotide messenger RNA. RefSeq lists its product as uncharacterized. The transcript has a single exon. The record is from RefSeq and is a predicted model, not a curated record. Bases 1 to 798 code for a protein of 265 amino acids. NCBI's taxonomy places the organism in Eukaryota, Fungi, Microsporidia, Pleistophoridae.
AUGAUGUUCAUUCAUUUUAAUUGUUGUGGAGCUACCAUAAUUGCAGAUAUCUUGAUUGAGACAAAAAAGCAAUGUGAGGGUUGGCCUUGCAAAAGCAUAGCUAUAGGCAUCAUGGUUCUCGGUGCACUCCUGCUGGUGUUCGGAUCACUGCUCAAAAGACCAUCUGUUUGGCUGCUUUCAAUAUUUUAUCUCGCGCAGAUUGCUUGGUGCUUGUUCGAGAAUUACGGAUUGGGAUAUCUGUUCGUUUUAGAACUUCCGCAAUCACAAAAGGAAUACACAGAAAGUUUUCUGAAGUUCAUGAAUGAACACAAGCUGAUGGUGAUUGCCGUAUUAUUGGUGAUUGCAUUUAUUAUUGCCUCACUGUCGAUCGCAUUUAUCAAAUCUAUUUCGCCAUCCGUGUUUAUCGCACUUAUAGGAUUGGCCUAUACGGAAGGAUGUAUAUACAGAAUUUUUAUCAAGAUCGGUACGUCCAACAUUUACGCGAGAGGGUUUGUCUAUACACUGAUCAAUAUCGUACUUCUAUGGCUCUACAUUGUGUUUCCCCCUUUUAUUCUCGCGCUGAUGUUCGCUUUUUUGGGCUCACUAAUGAUUACUUGUACGUUGGACACGUUGUACAAGUUUGAAUGGUGCAUCCUGGAGGCGGUUUGUUCGAGUUAUCAAUGCUUGGAUGCGAACAUGGAUAAAGAAGUGAAGCUUGCUGCUUAUAUGGUUAUGCUGGUUUUGUUUGCACUCGGGUUAGGUGCACAGAUCCCUAUGGUCUUGAAAUUGCAUGAAAAAGAAGAAGAGAGGACUCAAUAAAUUAAAGUAAGUUUCAAGGC